Molecule: messenger RNA, 1123 nt
Organism: Mus caroli (Ryukyu mouse)
Lineage: Eukaryota; Metazoa; Chordata; Mammalia; Rodentia; Muridae
Gene: Trnau1ap
Product: tRNA selenocysteine 1 associated protein 1
Biological process (GO): selenocysteine incorporation
Cellular component (GO): nucleus
Molecular function (GO): tRNA binding
Source: RefSeq, a predicted model, not a curated record
GGCGGACAGGUCAGAGGAAAACCCGGAUCGCUCUGGCCGCCGAGGCAGCGUGUGCGCAGGAGGUGCCGCAGGCGUAGGCUCCGGGCCGGCCGGGUCGCGCAGACUGGCGCGGUUGCGCGCCACAGGCACUCAGGGUCCCCGCCCGGGUACGGGAUGGCGGCCAGCCUAUGGAUGGGAGACCUGGAACCCUACAUGGAUGAGAACUUCAUCUCUAGAGCCUUUGCCACCAUGGGGGAGACCGUGAUGAGCGUCAAAAUUAUCCGAAACCGCCUCACUGGAAUCCCAGCUGGCUACUGCUUUGUGGAAUUUGCAGAUUUGGCUACAGCCGAGAAGUGUUUGCAUAAAAUUAAUGGGAAACCCCUUCCGGGAGCCACUCCUGCAAAACGUUUUAAACUGAAUUAUGCCACUUAUGGGAAACAACCAGACAAUAGCCCUGAGUACUCCCUGUUUGUGGGGGACCUGACCCCCGACGUGGACGAUGGCAUGCUGUAUGAGUUCUUUGUCAAAGUCUACCCGUCCUGCCGGGGCGGCAAGGUGGUUUUGGACCCGACAGGCGUGUCUAAGGGCUAUGGUUUUGUGAAAUUCACAGAUGAGUUGGAACAGAAGCGAGCCUUGACGGAGUGCCAGGGAGCAGUGGGACUGGGGUGUAAACCCGUGCGGCUGAGUGUGGCCAUCCCUAAAGCGAGCCGGGUAAAGCCAGUGGAGUACAGCCAGAUGUACAGUUACAGCUACAACCAGUAUUACCAGCAGUACCAGAACUACUAUGCCCAGUGGGGCUAUGACCAGAACACAGGCAGCUACAGCUACAGCUACCCCCAGUAUGGCUACACCCAGAGCACCAUGCAGACAUAUGAAGAGGUUGGGGAUGAUGCUCUGGAAGACCCAGCACCACAGCUGGAUGUGACUGAAGCCAACAAGGAGUUCAUGGAGCAGAGCGAGGAACUGUAUGAUGCUCUGAUGGACUGUCACUGGCAGCCCCUGGACACUGUGUCCUCAGAGAUCCCAGCUAUGAUGUAAGCAGGACAUGAAGACAGAGGCCUAGAGCAAUGACCCAUUUUCUAUUGUGAAGCUUCUAUCUUUUUGGAUGUGAUUUAUAAUGUUUUAAUAAAUUACUGUUUCCUGA